Salvia miltiorrhiza (redroot sage) is the source of this 1175-nucleotide messenger RNA. RefSeq names its product transcription factor SRM1-like. NCBI's taxonomy places the organism in Eukaryota, Viridiplantae, Streptophyta, Magnoliopsida, Lamiales, Lamiaceae. Gene Ontology annotation, molecular function: DNA binding. The record is from RefSeq and is a predicted model, not a curated record. The transcript is spliced from 2 exons. Bases 222 to 896 code for a protein of 224 amino acids.
GUACAGUGAAUGACGCUCCGGUUCCAGAAAGUUGCAACUAAAAACGUGGUCAUUUCCUUUCUAAAUUUAACAAUUUUCGCUACCUCCCAAAAUCCUCUCCGGUAUAUAAUCCCUACAAUACCUCACCUAAAAUUCCCACAAAAACACUCUCCCCCAAAAACAAACCCCACCGCAAGCAACAGUUUUCUGCUAAAACCCAUCCAAAUUGAUCAAAAAUUUGCAUGAAUUUCCACCGAAACAUGUACAGCAUCGAUGCCAACAGCAAGCUAGUGAGCUGCGACGCGGCCUCGUGGAGCCGGCAGGAGGAUAAGAUCUUCGAGAAGGCGCUGGUGGAGUUCCCGGAGGGCUUCGGCGAUCGGUGGCGCAUGAUAGCGGAGUAUCUGCCGGGGAAGUCGCCGGAGGAGGUGAAGUCGCAUUACGAGGCGCUGCUGUACGAUAUCGCGGAGAUUGACUCGGGGCGGGUCGAGCUGCCGAGCUACUCGGACGAGUCGGGGUCGAUUGGGUGGGAGGGCGAGCCGGCUAGGUCGAGGACGCCGGGGCAGAUCUCGUUUGGCUCGCCGGGGAAUCGGAGCCGCCACUUGGAUGUCGAGAGGAAGAAAGGCACGCCUUGGACUGAGGAUGAGCACAGGUUGUUCUUAAUUGGGCUUGAUAGGUACGGCAAAGGCGACUGGAGAAGCAUAUCCAGGAAUGUAGUGGUCACGAGGACUCCAACACAAGUUGCUAGUCACGCCCAGAAAUAUUUUCUCCGUCAUACAUCUGGCAAGAAAGAGAGGAAAAGGUCCAGCAUUCACGAUAUAACAACUGCCAUGGACAGCUUAACCGUGCCUCCUCCUGCGCCCACGAGUCUUCCCAGUCAAGGGGGCUACCAAGCCUUUAACUUCUCCAUGCCGAGGUGAAGUACUAGAAAGCUAUAUAUUCUCUGUGUAAAUAUACAUAUAUGAUAGCUUCAUUUAGGAUUAACAGAUAAAAUUUGUAAAGAUGUUUUGGUAUGAUUGUAUCAGAAAGAGAUAGUCGAUAGUUGAUAGAUGUGGUGAUUAGAGAGUUUGGUAGGUUUUAGAGCUCACAGGGUCUUAGUUAUUUAGUUGUAAAGAGAUUACACACAAAUCUAGUUGAAAUUUGGUAAAACUUGCUUGGUUGUUUAUAUUCUUGUUCAUGAAAACCUUAUUUCAUCUCCA